ACACUUUUUAAAAAAGGCAAAAUUUCACCGUGCGUUAACAGUGUACGCUAAAUGGCGCAAGCCGCUACCCAAUUCACAAAAGUUAGUUUAUUUUGUUAUUUUUUCAUCAUCAUCCUAACUCAUUUGUCUAUCUAUCCAUUCGGCGAUACCACAUGUGAACGUGCGAAAGAAAGCGGUACGAGGUUUUAAUGCUACAGCCCUACAUUGAUCUCGUUUGAUGUUGUGAAUCUUAAAUGUCAUCAAAACCUACUAACAUUAAACUGGCACCCAGACCACUGAACUCAGGAUCGACAUGCCUCUCAUCCUGUCGGACGAAAGCAAAACGAGCGUGUCGGACCACCUGAAAGAAAUCGGCUGCUGCAAGUUUUGCGUACUGCGAUUUCUCGGCGAACGUUAUUACAAAACGUACCACGAACCCACGCUGGCAGAGGAUUUGAAUGAGCCUGUCGAUCAAGACCUGAGUGAAGAGCCGGCAGUAAAACGACCCAAACUAGGGUCAACUAACUCUUCAAAAGACGAGCAGAACCACGUCUUCACCGAAAAAAAUGGCGAGGCGGAAACUGGCGAUGCCAAAUCAGCUGGUAGACCUCAAGAAAAUGGCCAAAACACAACCUGCAUCGCUUGCUACAGUCUCCUUGAACCUAAGCACCUCAAGGAGUCGCUUCGGCAGAUGGUGAUUGGCGUCAAGAAGAGCCAAUGCGUCUUCGACAGCUUCAAGUUCCUCCUCUCAGUGCCGGUGGCGCUUGAGCUCCGACAUCACGCAAUGUUACUUCACCUCAAGAGCAAGUUUGGUGAGCUGUACAGUGAGGUCUCCGAGAGCGACUUGCUGAGCGUGAAGGAGGUGUGGAAGAACUUGGUGGGAUCUCCCUUUUCCAAACACUUCUCGGCCACCUUCGACACUUCCAGCAGCUUCCAGGUGUCCAUCACCCUUCCUUCACCCAGUGCAGAGGCCGAGUGCGCCUUUUUAUUGGAAGCCUAUCCGGGGUCCUUUCCCAACCGAAAACAAAGGAAGUCCCAGUGUCGGGAGGUGUUUACACGGCACGCAGUUUCCGACGCCCUGCGCAGGAUGCCCGACGGCGACUUUACAAAGCUGUACCCUUGUCCCCCGUCGAGACCGGAGCCACUCCCGUUGGAAACGGAAGUCACGUGCGUCCACAUGCCCGUCUACCUUGCAGGCCGUUACUGCAAGUACUCCAGGCUGCUAAGUCAGACGCCGUGGAUUCUGAACGACAAGCGCAUCAUGGAGACUUCGGUGCAAGAGCUCAUCACGGAGGCCGUCAUCAGGCAUAUUCCCAACAGCAGGAUAGUGUUCUCUUCAUCCGGACGUGAAGACGUCGACGUCCGCAUGCUCGGUAAAGGUCGCCCCUUCAUCCUCGAGAUAUUUGAACCCAAGAGGGCAACCUUCACCAAAAGUGAAAUGGAGUCCAUCGAGAAGGAAAUCAACGAGGCCACAAAGGACAUCAAGGUCAAUGACCUCCAAGUAAUAUCUAAGAGCGACACCCAGGUGCUGAAAGACGGCGAAGAGUCUAAGCGCAAGUGCUACACGGCGCUCUGCUGCGCCAACCGCCCUCUGACCGCCGAAGAUUCCGCCACCGUCUUAAAAAUCAAGGACCUGGUGCUGAAGCAGAAGACGCCCAUCAGGGUGCUGCACAGACGGAACCUCGCGGAGCGAGAGCGCAUCGUGUACGACAUGUCCCUGGAGCCUCUCGAAGGGAACAAGUUCGUCCUGAAGAUGACUACGCAAGCGGGAACCUACGUCAAGGAGUUUGUGCACGGAGACUUCGGCAGGACAACGCCGUCUCUCGGAGACUACCUCAACGCGGAAGUGGACAUUGUGGAGCUGGAUGUUGAGGAAAUUGACCUGGACUGGCCUCCGCCACGGAAAUGAGGACUGCUGCAAACAUAAAAAUGUUGCCCGUUGCGUAAA
Ixodes scapularis (black-legged tick) is the source of this 1927-nucleotide messenger RNA. It is a transcript of the gene Pus10, whose product is annotated as tRNA pseudouridine synthase Pus10. Bases 293 to 1888 code for a protein of 531 amino acids. Gene Ontology annotation, biological process: tRNA pseudouridine synthesis. Lineage: Eukaryota; Metazoa; Arthropoda; Arachnida; Ixodida; Ixodidae. The transcript is spliced from 16 exons. Gene Ontology annotation, molecular function: RNA binding; pseudouridine synthase activity. The record is from RefSeq and is a predicted model, not a curated record.